Molecule: messenger RNA, 4732 nt
Organism: Vombatus ursinus (common wombat)
Lineage: Eukaryota; Metazoa; Chordata; Mammalia; Diprotodontia; Vombatidae
Gene: SRD5A3
Product: steroid 5 alpha-reductase 3
Exons: 5
Coding region: 1-969 (322 amino acids)
Biological process (GO): dolichol-linked oligosaccharide biosynthetic process; polyprenol catabolic process
Cellular component (GO): endoplasmic reticulum
Molecular function (GO): 3-oxo-5-alpha-steroid 4-dehydrogenase activity
Source: RefSeq, a predicted model, not a curated record
AUGGCGCCCUGGGUGGGCGCAGGGCUCCUGCAGCUCACCCCCGUCGGCGCCCUGUGGCUGAUCCUGGCCUGCGCCUUCCUCCUGGCCCUGCUGCUGCAGACCGUGCCGCCCAGCGCCUUUCCCCAAGGGCCCCUACCCCUGUCCACCUUUUUCCACGACCUGAUUCGCUAUGGAAAAACCAAGAGUGUGGGGCAGCAGCGCCCUGCCUCCUGUGAGGUCUUCGAUGUCCCCAAGAGGUGGUUUUGCCAUUUCUAUAUCAUCUCAGUGGUGUGGAAUGGCUUCUUGCUUCUGUGUCUUAUCCAAGCCCUGUUCCUAGGAACACCCUUUCCAGUGUGGCUUCAGGAUUUGCUCAGAAAACUCGGGGCUUCACAAAUGCAAGGUGAUGAGCUGGUGCUGUCUGCCUUCUUGGUGCUAGUGCUUAUGUGGCUCCACAGCGUCCGAAGACUGGUCGAGUGCCUCUUCAUCAGCGUGUUCUCCGACAGCGUGAUUCACGUGGUUCAGUACUGCUUUGGAAUCUCUUAUUAUGUCAUUAUCGGCUUCACCGUGCUGAGCCAAGUGCCAGUUGACAGAAGGAAUGUUUACACAGGGAAAGGUCUGUUGAUGCAAACACGUUGGUUCCAUAUCCUGGGGAUGAUGAUGUACGUCUGGUCAUCUGUCCAUCAACACAGGUGCCAUGUCAUCCUGGCUAAUAUGAGGAAAAAUGAUUCAGGAAAGGUCAUUCACUCUAACUACAGAAUUCCUUUUGGAGACUGGUUUGAAUAUGUUUCUGGCCCUAAUUAUUUUGCAGAACUGAUGAUCUAUGUGUCCUUGGCCGUCACCUUUGGAUUCUGUAAUUUUACCUGGUGGCUUGUGGUAUCAUACGUCCUCUUCAGCCAGGCCUUGGCUGCUGUUUUGAGCCACAAAUUUUACCUGAGCAAGUUUGACUCCUAUCCAAAGCAUAGGAAGGCUUAUGUGCCGUUUUUGUUUUAAGAUUGUCUGCAUCUUAAAAACAAACAAAACAAAACCUUUUCAGAUUCUGAGCAAGAGAAUUUACAUUCCCAAGAGCAAAAGUGAUGAGAUAAUGGUGUUAAGAGGAGAAUUAUUUGUUGCUAAGGCUUGGUGUGCUGGACAGAACUAUCCAAAAAGAUUGCUUCCAUUUUUAUAUGAAAACCAGAAUGGAUAAAAUAGCCUCAUGGACAGAAAGAAAGAAACUUCAAGAAAUAAGUGGAGGAUUUCUAGGAGGAUUCUAGUUCUACUUCAUCAUAAGUGGAACUUAGAAAGAAAAAAAAAAAAACAACUGCAAUGGAUGAGACUUUUCUAGGCCACUUCAAAGCACACCAAGAAGAACUAUUACUAUGUUUCAGGAAAAAAAAAAAAAAAGAAGAGGAAGAAAGAAAUAAGAUGGCCUGUGGCUCUGGAUGGUUUGUCUAGUCAGUGUGAGGUUUACUAACUGGGCUGUACAGCAGAGGCCCAUCAAGAAUGUAGGACACUCCUCCAGUCUUUUUUGUACUGUCUUAACAUCUGAAGAUGACAAAAUAUUGCAGCAGCUUACAGGCGGUUUCAGGGAAAACAAGUUUUUUGGAGCUAUCUUGUGCUUUUGCAAGCCACUAUCAGAAAGCUCCAAGAACUUGGAAGCACGUAUAGACUCCUUGCUUGGUUCGCAGUCUAACUUGAAUGCUCAGCGAAAAUCCCAUUUUCAGGUUGCAUGUCAUGGGACCACCUUGUAGUUGCAAGCUUCUUAAAAUGACAGCUUUUUUGACAGGUCAAGAGCUAAGUUGUCUUGAACUGGCUGGCUCCUGGAUGCUUUGUAGCAAAUAGCGCUGGACGAAGUUCUCUCAUUAUCAUUGUCCGACUGACUCAUGUUUACCUGAGUUGGUUUCCAUUAUGUGAGGAGCCUUCAAAUACCCUAACCUAUUGGAUUUAAUCAUUUAAGCAGCACUAUGUAAACAAAUGGUGACAUGCUGACUAGCCUCCCCACAAAAGUUAUUGAUACUUAACCUUUGAAAGACUUAAAGUAUUUCUGUUCUCAGACUGAAAAAGUUCACCUUUACGUAGGAAUGGGAUAAUGUUUACACUUCUAAUAAUAAGCCGUUAAGAAUUAAGUAUCAUCCUUGAUUAAUGAAAGAAUGAUAUGUAAUGCAUGAGCAAAGGAUCCCUAAGCAGGAAAAUAUAGUCCAGCCCCCUCAUUGGAAUUCAGUGCAACAUUAAGAAUAUAGCACCAGACUUUCCGUUUUGUAGGUUGAUAUUACUUCUAAGUCAAAUUACUUUUCAGCUCCCUUACGGUAAUCUUGAGUUCAUAAUUUUAAAAGCGCAAAGAUGUGAUGACUGUGUUGUCCUCUAAGAGCAAGUGCUUUUGUCAUUGGCUGGAGGUGUAAUGAUGCAUAAUCCAAAAACAUUCUAUUCCCUGAAGAAGUACAGAUAAAUCAGAUGCUAUUGUUGACCUCUUUUCUAACUUCAGGUUUUUUGCUAGUAUCAAAUAUAUGCCUGACUAGGCACAUUCUAAAGUUAUUAUCCUAUUCUUACAGAAACACUGCCCUUUGUGAUUAUAUCUAAUUUUGUGAAUAGGAGAUAUUAGUGUGUUUACCUCAACCAAGUCAAUUAUGUUUUCUGGUAUGUGUAUGCCAUGUAACUAUACAAUUAGGACAAUUGUAUAGAUGGUAGUAGAAGCAGGGAAAGAAGAGGGAUGUGAGCCAUUGUUCCUUUUGAGUUUAUGCAAAAGCUGCUUAGAUUUCUAAGAGUUACGGUUCAGCUGACCUGUCAUCUCCCUUAUAAGUGAAUAUUUGUAACACAAAACCAUUAUCCUCUACUAAUGGGAAUCUACCUUCUUACAUGUUACUACAGAAUCCUUUUUUUCCCAAAAAAAAAAACCAUUAGAAGCUUCUUCCUCUCUUUUGUUUUCUCCCUUAAUCUUCACUUCAUUAGAAACCAUGCUCCUGCUGGCCCAAAUAUAAUCUAUGCUUUUCUCCCCUCCCAAAUGUGGCUUGUAUGAAAUUUAAGUGUAGUCUAUAAGCUUUGGUGUUUUGGGUUUUUUAUUUUUCUAGUUUGUCUCCAUGUAUUUGUCUUUCCUUUCAGAUUUAGCAGUACAGCCUAUAUUCAGACCAAUGGUGUAAGGUUUUCCAGAGAAAUACAUCAGUUAUCAGGAGUAAAGGGAGACUCUUUAGCAUAGCUCAGGAAUGAAACUACUUCUACUCUGGCAAUGUCAAACACAUUACAGUCACUUAUUGAUUUAAGCCCAUAUGGUACAAAUAAUCCCAAACAUCAGAGAAUCAGAGUCAUUUGUAUUUGGCUUUAGAAGACAUUUUUCCAACUCAAUAUGGGAAUAUAGACUAUAGCAGCAAUGUGCUAAGCCCAACAAGGGCUGGGCUUGAAAUCGGGAAGACCUAGGUUCAGAUCCCAUCCUCUGCCGGUUAUUAGCUUUGUGACCCCUGGGUAAGUCAUGCAACUCCCUAGGAUUGAUCUACCAGAUCAUAGAGGGGUCAUAAUGUUCAUUAAUUGAAGGAGUUCCCUAUGUAGGGAAAUCGCCCAUCUUUUGAGUUUUUGUAUUUUAGAAUUUAGAUCUGUCUGAUAUUCCAGGAAUUUAAAGGACUUCAAACCAAAUAAUAAGUCCCCUGUGCAGAAGUCACUGUUACUAGAAAGUUCUUAAGUUUCAUCAUUCUGUCUUCCUCUUCCUGGUCCUCUUUAUCUCUUUCUAAUUUUCCAGGAUAAUUUGAGUUACACUUGUAGAGACAAUUGUUUUGAUUUUUAAAGCCAGAGAGGUCCAGUUGUAGAACCCAGAUGUGGGCUGGAGCCUAACAUCUGCCUCCCAAGGCCCUUCCAGCUUUUGUGGGGCCGUAGACUAAGCAGGGGAAGUGGGAAGGUCACCAGAGGAGCUGAAGGCAGAGAAAAGAGACCUGAGCCAGCCAUUGGCCAUUGACUUGUUACCUUUGGCUAGAGAAUCCUUGCAAAACCGGAGUCAGCAUUGUACUCUGAAGGAUCAUGGUGAACAGCUCUUUGUACCUAAGUGAAAGCUGUCAAAUUCUUGGAAAAUUCCACAAAUAUCCUACUCUGCCAAUGUAGAAAUGUUGCAGUGGUAGUAUAAAGUCUUGAGUUCUUCAAUUGGCUGCCUUUGGCAAUACUGAGGAUUAACUCAAUCUCUCUGACUUUGUCUGUACAAUAUAAAAGAUAAUCAUGUGCUACCUCAUAAUAACAUCGUGUGGCUUACCUGGUGACCAAAAAUGUACUGAGAAGAAGUCAUGUGUGUGACUCCACAGUUUAGCUCUCACCCUUGUAUACUAGUGUUGGCCUUCAAUAAAUAUAAUUUGGUUAGCCUUAUCCCUUAAUUAUGUUCUGUACUUCAAGGAUCCAAAAUUUAAUUUGUGGGGGUCUCCCCUCUGCUGAUGCAGAUGACAAACCAACCUCUACACAAGCCUUAGUAGAUGUUUUCAUAAAUUGUACCCUCUUCUCCCCUCCUCCCAACCCCCCCCCAAAAAAAAUGUAUACAAUGGCCAGCCUUCUAGUAUUUUGUCUCUCAGCUUAGCUAGGCUGGUCUGUAAGCAACAGACACACAGUCUGUCUCUGGACCCCUUCAUGGAGCCUUUUUAGCUUGUUAUGGCUAGAACUGGGACUCUGCUGGCAUGGCCUUUGAGGGCAGAAGGUCUUCAUCACAUCAUGAUAAAGCAUUAGGCCCUUAGGGAAGCAGUUGUAUUUUGUAUUAUAUAUUUACUUCAGUUUACUGGUGCUCAUAGAUAUCCUGCAAUAAAAUAAUUUUUCCAGA